Messenger RNA from Rasamsonia emersonii CBS 393.64, 822 nucleotides. RefSeq names its product Histone chaperone asf1. NCBI's taxonomy places the organism in Eukaryota, Fungi, Ascomycota, Eurotiomycetes, Eurotiales, Trichocomaceae. Gene Ontology annotation, molecular function: histone binding. The transcript has 4 exons. Gene Ontology annotation, cellular component: nucleus. Gene Ontology annotation, biological process: DNA replication-dependent chromatin assembly; nucleosome assembly; nucleosome disassembly. The record is from RefSeq and is a predicted model, not a curated record. Bases 1 to 822 code for a protein of 273 amino acids.
AUGUCCGCCGUCUCCCUUCUGGGCGUCAAGGUUCUCAACAACCCUGCGCCGUUUCUGGCGCCUUACCAGUUCGAGAUCACCUUUGAGUGUCUUGAACAGCUUCAAAAAGACCUUGAAUGGAAACUUACCUAUGUCGGCUCCGCCACUUCAUCUGAAUAUGACCAGGAGCUCGACUCCCUCUUGGUUGGCCCCAUCCCUAUCGGAGUCAACAAAUUUAUUUUCGAAGCCGACCCACCGGACCUGAAGCGCAUUCCCACAUCUGAGAUCCUGGGUGUUACUGUGAUAUUGCUUACGUGCAGCUACGACGGUCGCGAGUUCGUCCGUGUGGGAUACUACGUCAACAAUGAGUACGACUCGGAUGACCUGAACGCAGACCCGCCGGCGAAACCGAUCAUUGAAAGGAUACGCCGCAAUGUUCUCGCGGAGAAACCGAGAGUGACGAGAUUCGCCAUUAAAUGGGAUUCCGAGGAGUCUGCCCCAGCAGAAUACCCACCUGACCAGCCCGAGGCUGAUGCUUUGGACGAUGAUGGCUCUGCCUAUGGUGCGGAAGAGGCUGAAUUAGAGGAAGCCCUUAAGAGGGAACUUGAAGAGGCCGAACGCUUAGGCGACGAUCAGGAAAUGGACGAAGAUGACGAAUCUGAGGCUGGAAGUGAGGAUCUCGAGUCCGAGAGCAUUGAGGACGAAGAGGAGGACCUGGAAGUGGAGGAGCCUGGAGAAGGCGACGAGGAUGUCGACAUGGCCGAUGAUGCCGAGUCAAAGGAGAACGCUGGCACGUCGGCUCAGGAGCCGCAGCAACAUCAAUCUGAAGUGAUGGUACACUAA